Molecule: messenger RNA, 1142 nt
Organism: Vicia villosa (hairy vetch)
Lineage: Eukaryota; Viridiplantae; Streptophyta; Magnoliopsida; Fabales; Fabaceae
Product: ethylene-response factor C3-like
Exons: 1
Coding region: 51-779 (242 amino acids)
Biological process (GO): ethylene-activated signaling pathway; regulation of DNA-templated transcription
Molecular function (GO): DNA-binding transcription factor activity; DNA binding
Source: RefSeq, a predicted model, not a curated record
CAAAGUAGUUACCAAAAUAAACAUUAACAACAAAAAAAACCUUAAAUUCAAUGUCUUCUUUUUUGUUCACACAAGACAUGGAUUUUGAUUCUUCAUUCUUCCAAUACCAAAACCUUAACUCUUCAUUUUCAGAACCUUUUUCAUGGGAAGAUUUCUUCAUUUUCAAUGAAGACAUCACAAACAAUAACCUCACCAUUCCAUUGAACUUCAAUGAUCAAAUCACACAAGAAAUUUCAUCCAAUUCCAAUUCUAAUUCCAUUUCCAACACUUCAGGUUCUCAAGCAAGUACAGAAUCACAAGAAGUUUCAUCCAAUUCAACUCAUGUAGCACAAUCAUCAUCACUAUCAUCACCUAAGAGGCCAUAUAGAGGAGUUAGGAGAAGACCGUGGGGGAAAUUCGCAGCCGAAAUAAGAGAUUCAACGCGAAACGGGGUUCGAGUUUGGAUUGGAACAUUUGAUACUGCUGAAGAAGCUGCAUUAGCUUAUGAUCAAGCAGCUUUAUCAACAAGAGGUUCAAUGGCAGUGUUGAAUUUUCCUGAACAAGUUGUGAGAGAAUCAUUGAAAGACAUGGUGAACAAGUGUUGGGAGAAAGAUGGUUCUUCUCCUGUUUUGGCACUAAAGAAGAAACACACUAUGAAAAGAAAGUCUAAAGCAAAUAAUUCCAAGAAGACCAAAAGGGUAGAAAGGGAAAUGAAAAAUGUUGUUUCAGAAAAUGUUUUGGUGUUGGAAGAUUUGGGUUCUGAAUAUCUAGACCAACUUCUUAGCUUGAGUACUUUUUAGUUUGUUGAGUUUUGUUCAUUACUUUUGAUUCAUGUUAGUUAAUUCUUUUGUGACUUAGUAAGUUUUUGGCAUUGGUCACUAUUCAUUCUUUCUUUUUCAUUCCCUUUGUUGGUUUUCUAUAUAUCAUUGUGUUGUAAUCAACAAGAGAGAGAAGAUAGGAAAGAAUCUAAUUGUAUAAAGUUUGUCUUUAAGAAACAUUCUAUAACAAUGGUUGUUUGAAGAUUUAAAUUAUAUAUGUUUUUAUAACCAAAAUAAUACUGAACAAUAGUAACAAGGUUAUAGCUCAUUUAAGUAAUAUCUAAUAGGUCCCACAAUAUGAGGAUAAAUAGUGUUUAAUACUAUCUUGGAAACAAAAUUAUAAAA